UGAAACACGUGCCUGAAAUCCACGAACAGAACUCCAGCAAUCCCACGGUCCAAAUUCAACGGUGUCCUCAUCUUCACCCAAUCCCUUCUCUACAAAGAAUUCAACCCUCAGAUUGUGAAACACACAUAACACACACUGAACAAAAAAAAAAUCAAAAGCCAAUCAAUCAACCAUGGGCGUAGUGAUAAUCGACGGCACGACGGUGACGGCGUUCGUGAACGACGAGGCGCAUUUCCAGAAGAGCAUGGAUGAGGCCUUUGCGUCGCUGGACGCCAACCACGACGGCGUGCUGUCGCGGUCGGAGCUCCGGCGCGCCUUCGAGUCGAUGCGGCUGAUCGAGACCGACUUCGGCGUGGACGUUGCGACGCCGCCGGAGGAGCUGACGAAGCUCUACGAUUCAAUAUUCGCCAAGUUCGACUGCGACAACAGCGGCACCGUGGACCAGAAGGAGUUCAGGGAUGAGAUCAGGAACAUCCUGCUCGCCAUCGCCGAGGGGCUCGGCUCCAACCCCAUCCAGAUGGCGCUCGAGGACGGCGAUAAGAAUCUCCUCAAGCAGGCCGCUGAUCUUGAGGCCUCCAAGACCAAGACUGCUAAGGUUGAUUGAUGCUUUUAAGAUUUCAAAUAAUAAGUUUGUUGAGACAAUAAAAAUUCGCCUUUUUUUUUUGCUUUCUCUGGCAAGUGUGGUUGCCUGCCUGUUGAGGUUUCAUUGUAAUAUAAUGAAAUUUUAUUGUCUUCUGGAGAUUA
Messenger RNA from Salvia splendens (bonfire salvia), 744 nucleotides. RefSeq lists its product as uncharacterized. Gene Ontology annotation, molecular function: calcium ion binding. Bases 173 to 604 code for a protein of 143 amino acids. NCBI's taxonomy places the organism in Eukaryota, Viridiplantae, Streptophyta, Magnoliopsida, Lamiales, Lamiaceae. The record is from RefSeq and is a predicted model, not a curated record. The transcript has a single exon.